Messenger RNA from Syzygium oleosum, 2281 nucleotides. RefSeq lists its product as uncharacterized. The record is from RefSeq and is a predicted model, not a curated record. Lineage: Eukaryota; Viridiplantae; Streptophyta; Magnoliopsida; Myrtales; Myrtaceae. The coding region runs from base 956 to 2281 and encodes 441 amino acids. The transcript is spliced from 2 exons.
ACAUGCGAGGAUCACCAUUGAGAGAGAAAAAAAUCGUGAGUAGCGAAGGGAGACAAUUGAAUACACGGUCAUGAUUCUGGGGAAAGCCGAGAGAAAAGAGAAGGCGUGAAGAAGAGAAAAGGAGUCUCUCGACCAAACCUUGGCCGAGAUCCCCACACAGCCAGACCUGUGGCCGUGCCGCUCGACUCAACGCCAUACUGUCCUCCUCCGUGGCGUCCAACCUCUCGGCUGCGCCACGUUUGCUGCUCCGCUACCGCGACACCUGCUAUUUCCACUGCGAGCCAAAAGCCCCCGUGACGAGCUGCUCCAAUAUCGAGUCCGCUGCUGCUCUUCUAGCGUCCAUCCAUUAUACCAACGAGCUCCAGUCCACGACGAUUCUUCCGGCGAUCCAACGCACAAAGGCGAGGCCUCGGUAUCGAAUCUGCGGUUUUUCCGGAUCCAUCCACUGCUCGCUAGUGUCUUCGCUUGUUCUCUGCCUUUUAUUCACAUCAUAUUGACUCAGUCAAACUUCCAUCCGUCGUUUGCGAGGAGUCAAGCAGUAGCCAAUAGAGCAAUAAUUAAACAAAGAAGUGUUUCAGUGGAGAAAGAAGCAAAAGAAUUCAUCCUUUUCUCUCCCUGUCAGAGACGAUUUUUGUUUACAGGUUCACAAGAGGACAAAACCGAGUGCAAUUGGUGGAGAGUGAGUUCGUUGCUGAAGGAGACAACAUCAUGCUCUUGGGAUCCUCUGUUCUCCGGAAACAAAUAACAUAAAGGAACGACAAACGUGUGGAGUCAAGCUUCGUCCCCGCGCUCUCGCCACGGGUUCUCCUCACUCUACUGUUUUGCCACCUCUUGCCAAUCACGCGAGUCACCACGAGCUCUUCGCGGCUAACUUCAUCCGCGCCACCAUCCGCCGGUCCAAACUCGGAAAGAAAAUAUUCAAAUUAGGUUGAUCGCAAGUCUUGGUCAAUAUACAAUGGGAAAUUCCGACAUUCGACUUAUUCUCCCUCCCAAGAAGGAACUCAACGUGUGGUGGGACAAGCUAGACCGAGCUAGUCGUGAGUUUGUGGAAUCAACAAUUGGCCGACUCCUCCCUCUGUUGCGUAUCAACAUUCAUGGCGGCCUCAUUCAAGCACUUGCCCAUUGUUGGUGUCCAGAGACGACUACUUUCAUCUUCGGUAAGCAUGAGCUCACUCCGACCUUGGAAGAAUAUAGCAUUGCCAUUGGAAAACCUUUGGAAUCAGAAUUAAUUAGUCCACCUAUCGGAAUAAAUCUUGUCUCGAUUUUAUCUGAUUUUCUGAGAAUCAAGGAAGAAAAGAUAAGAAAAAUUUUGAAAGGUCACCGCAAUACUUGCCCAUUUUCAUUUCUUGAUGAAUGUUUUCAAAAUGGCACUUCAUUUCAAAUUAGAAGGAUUUUCCUAUUAGCUUUCUUUGGGUUUAUACUUUUCCCUCGCUGUAAGAAUGCUAUUAAUCCUUUGAUUGCUAAGUUAGUGGGGCAAGUGUGUGGGGGAAUGAACUUUGUUAAUGCCCUCCUGGCAGAAACUUUUCUUUCCCUUUCUCGAUUUAAAGAAAAUGGUGACAAAAUUUUUCAUGCUUCUCCUGAGCUUUUGCAAAUUUGGUUCUUAUCUCACUUAAAAGGGUUUGGUGGUUUAAUGAUUAUACGUGAAGUUAGCAACUCUGAUCACCCUAUCAUGAGAUUUGAGAAUAAACAAAAACAUGCACCGGAUUAUCAUUAUUCCAAUUGGCUGGCUUUCUUUAAAAAUUCAAAGUCCAAAUGUUUCCUAUGGCAUGCUAAAUGGUUCCAAGUUCGUGAGGCUAGACUCACAUGUGGAUGUGUUGGCCCAAUUCCUUUACUGGGAUUCACUGGGGCAAUGGAAUAUUACCCGACCAGGGUGACUCACCAGUAUCAAUUGGUGCAAGAGCUUCCCCCAGCUUUGAAGCAGGAUGAUUCAAUUCGGGUCGACUUCACCAACGGAGACCUCGACCAUGAGGAUAACAUUUCUUUAAUCAAGUCGCUGUGGGAUAUGUGCCAUCCACAAAUGCUCAUAUGGCCCGAAAAAGAAUUAGCGGGUAAAGAAAGAAAGUAUUAUGCUACAGCCGAAUAUAUUCGACGACACAAGAUUCCAUACAACUUACUCCCAAAGAUACCAAGGGUGCUUGAGAAGAUCACCAACCGUGCUGAGAAAAGAUGUCUCAAGAGAAAAGCUGAGAAGUUACAAGAGCAAGUUACACACUUGACCAAGGAGAAUAAGCGAUUACGUUUGGAAAUCUCAUCCCAGUUGUAUAUUGAUCAAGCCAAAUGA